Fusarium fujikuroi IMI 58289 is the source of this 1251-nucleotide messenger RNA. RefSeq lists its product as uncharacterized. The transcript has 4 exons. The record is from RefSeq and is a predicted model, not a curated record. Bases 1 to 1251 code for a protein of 416 amino acids. Lineage: Eukaryota; Fungi; Ascomycota; Sordariomycetes; Hypocreales; Nectriaceae.
AUGUCGACCCUCGUAUGGAGACAGAGAGAUUUGGUCGCCGUCAAACUUCCUGUUAUGGAGCAACGACCGCCGACGACCCUCGAUUCUAAAGCACCAACAAUUGCCGGCAUAAACGGAACCCUCGAUCGUUUCUGGUCAUCAAACGGAGAAAGUGUACAAGAUCUGGUACACUGGUCGAAGCCCAAAGGCGUUGAUAAGAUCAUGGGACUUGUAUUUUAUGGAAGACGACAAUCAGUAUCAAUUCUUGAUUGCUAUCUCAAGCGCAAUCUUGCAAAGAAUGGCGGCUUGCUUGAUGGUGUCAUCUUUGUGGAACGAACCAAAGACCCCCACGACCUUGCACUAUUGAAGAAACUCUUGGAAAGCGAGAAUUCGUACGAAAAGUGGUCUGUUGAGAUGUCAGGCGACGAUAACUUUUCGAGUGGCUUUGGGAACUCCUACGACCGCGUUGAGGAUCAUGUCAUGUAUGUCAAGAUUGACGACGACAUCGUUUUCAUGGAGGAUACUGUUAUUCCAUCGAUUGUUAAAAAGAGACUCGAUCAUCCCGAGUACUACAUCGUCUCGGCCAAUGUCAUCAAUCAACCCCUUCUCAGCUGGGUCCACUGGAAUUUGGGCGCCAUCAGGCCCUAUCUCCCCGAGGUCGACAGCGAAGGAAAGGCCAUGCCCUCGAAACAAUCUGGCCAGAAGCCUCUGGAUUGGAAUCCCUCUAACCUGCCACCAUGGAACGGCCCCGAGGGAUUCUCGCUCGAUAACUGGGAGGCCAACGACACUACUCAUCGCUGGCUCCCUCUUGACAAGGGCGGUAAAGAUCAUAUUCUCGACACAACUCCCAUCGAAGCGACAGAGUAUCAUCCUAUGGGCCGCGGCUGGACUCAGUGGACGAUUGGCGCCCAAGAACACUUCAGCUUCUUCGAAAACCUAUGGAAGAAGAAGCUGUCCGCCUACAAGUUCGAAACAUGGGACUUUCAAUACGAGCGAAUGGGCAUCCAGUUCGUUGCCUUAUUAGGAAGGGACAUCAACCGAGCCAAGCCGAUCGAGGCCGAUGAUGAGAACCACUUCUCAUGUAACAUGCCGCGUGCGCUAGGACGACACUUUACAGAUGCCGUUGCCGAUGGACGAGGCGUUGCCGUUCAUUACAGCUUCGGAAGCCAACGCGCAGGCAUGGACCGAACCGAUAUCAUUGAUCGCUAUAGGUCGUUCGCACGUAACAAUAUCUGUGCUGGACCUAUGCUGUGGGCUCCCGGAGAUGACUAG